GAAAAGAAUCUGGAUGACCGAGCUUAUCGGGAUAUCAGUGAACUUGAGACAUAUGCUGAAAAUACACAGAGCUCACUCCUUUAUCUCACCCUAGAAACACUUGGUGUGAGGGACAUCCAUGCAGACCAUGCAGCCAGUCACAUAGGGAAGGCACAAGGCAUUGUAACCUGUUUAAGGGCAACUCCAUAUCAUGCUAGCAGAAGGAAGGUGUUUCUCCCCAUGGAUAUUUGCAUGCUGCAUGGGGUUUCUCAAGAGGAUUUCAUAAGAAACAAGGAGGCGAAGAAAAUAAGAGAUGUUUUGUAUGACAUUGCAAGUCAAGCCCAUGUUCAUCUGGAACACGCCAGGUCCUUCAAGAAGAAUGUCCCUGCCAAAGCAUUUCCUGCCUUUCUUUGUACGGUUGCUAUUGAAGAUUAUUUACAUAAAAUACAAAAAGCUGACUUCAAUGUAUUUCAUCCAAGUUUGCACCAGAAGAGCACUUUACUACCUCUGCAUUUGUAUAUUAGAUCAUGGAAAAAAGCUUAUUGAAAAAUA
Molecule: messenger RNA, 531 nt
Organism: Thamnophis sirtalis
Lineage: Eukaryota; Metazoa; Chordata; Lepidosauria; Squamata; Natricidae
Source: RefSeq, a predicted model, not a curated record